ACUCUCGAUGAGACACAAAAGAAGUUUAAUUUACGUUAGAAGUUUAGUUACGACUGCUAACACGUGCGUCCGCGGAAGUGUAGGUUAUUAUGAUUCAAGAUUUUUUUAUAUUUAAUACAGCAGGAUGUAAUAUAUUUCUCUGCACCUCUCUAGUAUUUUCACGAUUUGGUCUUUACGUCAAAUUCUUGUGCUCUUGUGUAAUUUGUACUAUAUAAAUAUUUAUCACAUAAAUAUAUUUUGUUUGAGGCAUACACAAAUAGCAAAAUAAUAUUUUUGUUGUAUUAUAUAAUCUGUGGUACUAGUAUAUAUUAAAGUUCGGAGGUCACUGUUAUCUUUACUUCGAAUAGUAUAUAAGCUAAAGUUGGUCUUAUUGUCACUACUAACGAAUAUUAUUAAAAAAUAAAAUGUUCUGUGAGGUUUUUACGUUCCUCGCUCUAGUUAUUGUUUUUAUCGUCUAUCAUGUAUCCAGACGUAAAUUUAGUUAUUGGAAGGAGCGCAAAGUACCGUACCUAGAACCCAAUGCAAUUCUAGGCAACUAUGGGCCUUUCAUCCUACAGAGGAAGUAUACAGGAGAAGUGGUACAAGAAAUUUGUCAAAAAUUUCCAAACAUACCAUAUUUCGGAGUGUUCUAUGGCACAGAGCCGACCUUGAUGAUACAGGACCCAGAUAUGAUAAAAACAGUCAUGACGAAAGACUUCUACUACUUCAGUAGCCGGGAAUCUUCCAAGUAUACGAGCAAGGAAAUAUUCACUCAAAAUUUAUUCUUCACUUACGGAGACAGAUGGAAAGUGCUGCGGCAAAAUUUAACUCCUCUGUUUUCUUCUUCAAAAAUGAAGAACAUGUUCUACUUAAUAGAGCAGUGUUCACAUGUGUUCGAAGGCAUGUUGGAUAAGGAAUUGAAAAAUAGCAAUACGCAAGGAGUGAGACCUUUGAUGGCAAGAUUUACCAUGGAUUGUAUCGGAACGUGUGCUUUUGGUAUCGACACGCAAACUAUGGUGCAAGACUCAGAUGAGAAUAUAUUCGUGAAAAUGGGAAAAGAAAUAUUUUUUGAGUCUCUUUUCAGAGGUUUCACAAUUGUCGCGAGGAGUAUUUGGCCAGCGAUAUUUUACGGUUUAGGAGGAAGAAGUUUUCCAAAGAAAGUCGAUAUAUUUUUCACAAAUUUAAUGACGGGAGUGUUUGCGGAGCGUCAGUAUAAACCUACAACAAGAAACGAUUUCGUCGAUCUAAUUUUAAAUUGGAAGACCGCAAAUAGCAUAACUGGAGACAGUAUGGAUAAUAUGAAAGGUGGUGGCAAAAAAGUCAGCUUGGAGGUCGAUGAUGAGAUACUAGUAGCACAAUGUAUUUUAUUCUUUGCCGCUGGAUUUGAAACCUCUUCCACCACGUUACAAUAUACUUUGUUUGAGCUAGCUAAGAAUACAGAAGCUCAAAACCGAGUAAUAGAAGAAAUAGAUGAAUAUCUUCUGCGUCAUAAUAACAAACUUAGGUACGAAUGCAUCACAGAAUUGCCAUAUACUGAAGCCUGUUUCGAUGAAGCUCUACGUUUGUACCCGGUUCUUGGAGUGUUGACUCGAGAAGUGUUCGAAGACUACACCUUGCCGUGUGGCGCGGUCAUAGAUAAAGGCGUUCGAGUUCAUAUACCAGUGUAUCAUUUACACCAUAAUCCCGAUUUCUUCCCUGAUCCAGAGGUGUUCCGACCUGAAAGAUUUUAUGGAGAAGAAAAACUAAUUAUACCUUACACUUAUAUGCCAUUUGGUGAAGGACCGCGUCUGUGUAUAGGCAUGCGUUUCGCGAAGAUGCAGAUGUUUGCAGGCAUCGUGACGUUGCUGAAGAAGUACCGAGUGGAGCUGGCGGCGGGCACGCCUCGCGCGCUGGAGUUCACGCCGACCACCAUAGUGACGCAGCCCAAACAGCUCAUCAAGCUGAAGUUCAUCGAGAGGGAAGGCUGGCAGCAGAGGCUGUUCAAUAAAUAGAACCAUGUAUUGAUGUUGCCACAUCAAUCGUCAAAGAUCGUUGUGUUCCAACGAUUGCGCUCUAUUUAUCAUUGCCUAUGUAUGAUUUUAGAGCAAUAUAAAUUAAAAUAGACUUUGUACGAAUUGCUGUCGUGGUUAAUAAAUGUUUUACUUUACAAUGUUUGAACUGAUUUGAUAUAUUUUCAACAAAAUUAAAAAAUAGGUACUGAUUGUUUGCAUGUCAGGCAGGUCUUAUUAGAAAAAUGAUAUAUUUGGCGUAUUUGUAACUUACUUUGGUUCCAAUAUAUUUUUCUAUAUGGACAAUAAAAAUAUUAAUAUUUUCUCAUUUAUAAACAUUGUUAGUUUUAAAUUGAACAAAACUUAAAAAAUGAAAAUAUUCACGACUGCUGACUGUCAUAGCUAUAUUUACAAGCUGCAAUAUCAUAACGAGUAUAUCAUGUUACUAAAUAGAUAUAAGUAUUGGAGAGUUAAUGGUCUUUAUAUCUACGAUAUCUGUCACAACACAAAUAAAAUGUAAUAAAUUAUUGUCA
This is a messenger RNA of Plodia interpunctella (Indianmeal moth), 2500 nucleotides long. RefSeq names its product cytochrome P450 6B5-like. Gene Ontology annotation, molecular function: monooxygenase activity; iron ion binding; heme binding. The coding region runs from base 405 to 1970 and encodes 521 amino acids. The record is from RefSeq and is a predicted model, not a curated record. Lineage: Eukaryota; Metazoa; Arthropoda; Insecta; Lepidoptera; Pyralidae. The transcript is spliced from 2 exons.